This is a messenger RNA of Racocetra persica, 270 nucleotides long. The record is from the annotation of a GenBank genome assembly. Lineage: Eukaryota; Fungi; Glomeromycota; Glomeromycetes; Diversisporales; Gigasporaceae.
AUGAUAAAUACUAAGGAAAUCACCACUAGAUUACAACAAUAUGAUAGCAAAGCUUUAGAAUUGUCUAUUGUUACUGAGACAAUAACCAUCCAACCAGAACCAGUUCCCUCAAUUUCACCAAUUGAACUUCCUAAAAACAUCCAAGUUAGUGAACCUAAAUGUUGUAAAGAAAUCAAAAUAGAUAAAGGCAAAGCCAAAGAAGUUAUAUCCGAACAGACAGGAAAAACUUCCCUCUCAGCCCAAAUCCAAAUCCCACCAAAAUCUAACUAA